AUGCUGGUUGUAGAUGCAGACAAGGAUGGCAGUAAUUCAGAAUCUCCAACAACAGAUUCUGAUGAUGAUGAUGAUGAUUAUCGUAUUGAAUCAUGUUCGCAUACUCAUCGUUCAUGUAGUCGACAUGCACCUUGUAAUAGACUUCAACAUCAGCAUUUAUCGACCGAGUCUUCAACUCAUGUCAGCCUUUCGGCUAGUUCCAAACCAGCCAAAAACGAUAUACGAACAAUCGACAAACAAUCAGGACAUCAAAAGAAGUUCGAUGGAAUCAAAUGGCGUCGUAUAUGUUCUGCUCCCGGCUGUACAUUGUAUUUAAAUCGCGGAAAAUUUUUUCAAAAUUGGUUAUGUAGAAAGCAUUAUUCCCUUAAGACGGACGAUGACGUUUCUCACCGAUCAAACAGUGCAAUAGCAGAGAAAACUACGACAAAAGUUCCUAAACCUAUUCGAAGACCGAGAAAAUUAUCCAUUCAAAAAGCCAGUCAAAAGGAACAACUUCAUAAACAAAACAACAUGAGGAUUACUUCUGAAGGUGCCCGUCAGAGGUACGACGGUCGCUAUUGGCGUCCCGUGUGUGGUUACGAUGAAUGUACAUGUUUUAUUGUUCGAAAUGGUUAUUGUCAUCGACAUGAUAUAGUAAUGCGAACAGAGAGCGGCAACAAUCCAUCGAAAUCACUCAAUAUCGAGUCUCAAACAAACUCACAAAUCACACCAUCGAUGUCGAACCCGAAAAAAGGCGAUGUUCAAAUGGUACGACAGUUAUGGAAUGGAUCGAAAUGGUAUUCAUUGUGUAAUUAUCAUACACGGAAUUGUAUGCGAAGGGCGAGAGGAAAGAAACAUAAAUAUCUUUGUGAUGCACAUUAUAAAGAGUAUCUGAAGAAACAAAAAGAUCCUAGUUUGAUUGAUCAUUCCGAUCAAAUCCCGAUAUCGCCAACAGUAAAACGAAAGAAAUUAAUCAUCGAUGAAGAAGAUCCUCCGACAAAUCAACAACAUUCUCAAUCGUCUAUCGUUGUAAUGAAGCAUACAGAACAAUGCAUUCAAACUGAUGUAACUUAUCCAUUAGAAUCAACGAAGCUCAGCCAGGGUUGUAUUUUCAUCGACGACAAUGAAAACUAUCACAAUCAAUCGGAAUCAUGUCAGAUUUCAGCUGCCGUCAAAAAAGAAGAUGAUUACAUUAUCAAAAAACGACAUACGCCCAUUAACGUGAAUGCAUAUCCAUUCGAUUGUAAAAUUGAAUUAACCAAAAUAAAUAGCAACACAUUUUAG
Molecule: messenger RNA, 1263 nt
Organism: Adineta ricciae
Lineage: Eukaryota; Metazoa; Rotifera; Eurotatoria; Adinetida; Adinetidae
Source: the annotation of a GenBank genome assembly